Molecule: messenger RNA, 1489 nt
Organism: Microtus oregoni (creeping vole)
Lineage: Eukaryota; Metazoa; Chordata; Mammalia; Rodentia; Cricetidae
Gene: Nusap1
Product: nucleolar and spindle associated protein 1
Exons: 11
Coding region: 117-1454 (445 amino acids)
Biological process (GO): mitotic cytokinesis; mitotic chromosome condensation; establishment of mitotic spindle localization
Cellular component (GO): microtubule; nucleolus; mitotic spindle
Molecular function (GO): microtubule binding
Source: RefSeq, a predicted model, not a curated record
CAUUUAAACUGAAUAUAAAAGUCGGCUUGUCAAUGCCUCGGGUGGCGCCAGUUUUGAACGGUGUUGUUUGAGUUGUCUGGCUGUUUUUCUGGGUGUCGCCGGGAUUACAGAACGCGAUGACCGUCCCCUCUGCAGAGGAGCUGGACUCCUUCAAGUACAGUGACCUGCAAAAUUUAGCCAAAAAGCUGGGCCUCCGGGCUAACCUGAGGGCAGACAAGUUGUUAAGAGCCUUGAAAGCUCACCUGAACCCAGAAAUAAGGAAAGAAAAUAAAAAUCAGGAUGAGAAUCAGUCUUCUGCAUUCUCCGGUGAUGAGACCGAGAUACAAAUUAGCUGUGAGGAGCAAGCUGAGAGGGAACCAGUCGAUCAUGUCACCAAAACAAGAAGGAAGCGCAAGACAGACCAUCAAGUUCCUAACUUCCAGGAUCAUUCUGCGAUAAAAAGAAGUGAUCCUACUACAUUACAGAAUCAAGAAAAGCAGGAAAACCAAGACCUCAGAACUACUACACAAGUUUCUUCUCUGCCAGACCAGAGCCAGGAAGACGGGAGUGCAACUUCCUCAGGAAGAAAUAUGGCCAAUGACAAUAAAAAUUCAAAGAGGCCUUUGGAAAAAAGAUCUCUGUGCACAGAUGGAUUUUCCAAACUUGGGAAUAAUAAAAGGACUACAGCCACUACACCAGACUUUAAGAAGCUCCAUGAGGCUCGUUUUAAGAAAAUGGAAUCCAUUGAUGAAUAUAUUGUGAGAAAAAAGAAACACUUUAAAGGACACAGUUCACUUAAUGAACUAAAGCAGCUUGAGAAAAAAGGGAGAGGGACCCCCGUUUUAGCAAGAGGAAGACUCUCUGUUCCCUGUACUCCUGCCAGGCAGCAGUUCUCACGAGACCAGUUCCGUGGCCCUGAAAGUCAGGAUACUGUAUGUCUGAUGGGGUCAGGCAAACACUCUGUGCUUUCAACAACUAAGAUGAAUGUCAGGUUUUCAGCUGCUACCAAGGAUAAUGAACAUAAGUACUCCCUGACCAAGACUCCAGCCAGAAAGUCUCCACGUGUGACCCUAACCGGGAGUGCUUCAAAAGGCCAGGCUGUGUUCAGGACACCUAAGUUAAAGACCACAGAGAGGAAUUUUACUACUGCAGUUGUUACCCCAUUCAAGUUGGCAGCUGAAGCAGCACAGACUCCAGGCUCUAGUAAGAAACCAGUCUUUGAUCUCCAGGCAAGCUUGUCUCGGCCCCUCAACUACAAGCCACACAAAGGAAAGCUGAAACCUUGGGGGCAAUCUAAAGAAAAUAGUUCUCUGAAGGAGGAUGUGAGCAGAGUUAGCUUCCACCGGAGAACUUACAAGCAGCCGCAUCUCCACACCAGGGAAGAACAACGGAAGAAACACGAGCAAGAACGGAAGGAGAGGAAAGCAAAGGUCCUGGACGCUCGCAGAAACCUGGUUAUGACUAAAGCCCAGUGAUCCACCGAUCCCUUGACUCCCAACUUGUUUCUCUU